This is a messenger RNA of Triplophysa rosa, 2900 nucleotides long. RefSeq lists its product as uncharacterized. Bases 121 to 810 code for a protein of 229 amino acids. The record is from RefSeq and is a predicted model, not a curated record. The transcript has 5 exons. NCBI's taxonomy places the organism in Eukaryota, Metazoa, Chordata, Actinopteri, Cypriniformes, Nemacheilidae.
UGAUCCGCUGCGUCGUGAAGAGUUGGAUGUGAGUCGUGACUGAUGUUCAGUACUUAACAGUUCAGGGACUCGAGCUGCUACUUGAUUCUGAAAUGAAGCUGAAGGAACACCACUCGUCUCAUGACUUAUUAUGAGAAACUUUGCGUCGCUUUUACGGAGAGAUCAUCAGAGAUGUCCACUACUGUGUUUCCAACUCUGCCCUCCACGAGCUCACUAGAGGAUCAGAGGACAGUCUACGUGGGCGCAUUCUGUUGUGUGGCGUUUUUUGUCUUGAUUGUGGCGUUGCUGUGUAUCGUGUACCGAAAGAUUCCUGUCUGCUGCAAAAAGAGGGUUUAUCGGGAAUCUCGUACAGACAUGGAAGCUCCUCCUCAGUACUACAACAGCAGACAGACUCUUGUUGCUGAUAUGGAGCAAACACGUGACACGGGUCAUGAUAAUGUCAGCGCACAGGCGGGGUCUUUGUUCCUCAUUGGUGUGCCCAGCAGUUACUAUCUUUCCUCGCUGGAGCCUCCUCUUCCUCGCCUGCCCUCCUACGAGAGCGUGCGCAAGAAAGACAGACAACGGCAGAUCCACAUGAUGAUAGCCGACCGCUUUGGCCUGAGCGGACCUAUCGUGUCUGAGCCACCUCCCACAUACGAAGAGAGCAUUCGUCAGUCCGUCCAGUCCAUCGACGUCCCCUCUGAUAUCCUGACACCUGAAGAGCCUUCCCACGCUCCACCUCCAGCCUCUGAACCCUGUACAGAUUUGCCUGCAUAUGAAGCUCUACCUCACAUCACAGACUCGCAAAACCCCAGCGACACUGUUCAUUAACACGGGACUCGUGGGAAUGUAAAGAGAAAGACUGCAAUCGGCUCUCAGUGUAAAUGAACACAGUCAUCAUCGUCCUGACGUCCGAUCGCUCGACUGAUGGCCAGACCAACACUAGCAAAAACGUGGACGUCAAGUCGCUGUGUUUACAGAAAACUGCACAAGUAGGACGUGACUUGCUUAUGCAGUACCUUGCACUACACUACCAGACGAGACAGACCACUACUUGAAAGAGGGAAGAGAAAAAUGAGAAACAAUAUGAAACCCACAAUGCAAAACAAAAUGAACUCGUACUUUAUGCAUAUUGUUCAUCAAAAUGCAAAAAACUUGAAAGACUGACACCACAAAUCAUGUGGCCUGUGAUGUUAUUGUUCAACACAGAGUUUCCACACUUAAAAAAGAGACAUGCAUGAUAACCGGAUGGGUUUAUUAUAAAAACUGUGCGAGAGAACAUACUGUGCAAACACAUUCACAAAGAGCAAAUUUGAUCUUUAUUUCAGAGCUGAGCAUACAGGAUUUAUAUUUGAUAAUACAUGACGUAGCAUGAUUUUUGUAUCAUGGGACCUAACGUAAUAUUAUUUUCAGUGUAAAAACUCAUUACAUUUCGAUUAUGGACACUUUUUAUGUUUACAAUAAGAUCAGGAACAGAUUAUAAAGUAUUUAAGGUUCAAUUUCAUGUUAUCUUUAACUUUUGCAGGCUGCAUGUUCUUCAAAGUAGCUAUUGAUGUUCUGUUUGCACUAAUAGGGAUAAACAAGCCAUGUUUCGAUAUAACAGGGAAGGUCUUUUCGUUCUCUGAUCUUUAACAUGUUUUCUAAAUUCGUUUCUGUGUAGCUAGAACAAAUUUUAGGCAUGAAUCAUUUUAACCAAACUGUGCUUUGGUUUUUCUGUGAAUGUAUGUGUGUGUGUGUGUGUGUUGUUUUCUACACAACAUGAAUCAUAAAUUAUGUUUGUCAAAUCUUUCUUUUUCUAAUGAUCCUUUAUGCAUGUGCUCAAUGUUUCCUUGUAAAUAACUAUGUCAAACACUGAGACUGUUGAAAUGCGUUGUUUUAAAGUGUUUUAAACCCGUGCCUGUGGGGUUGAGUCACACCAAAGUUUGUUUCCCAUUAGUUCUGGAUUUUUUUCAUUAUUUUAAAUACAGUACUCAUAGCCAGAGAACUCAAACGUUUGCAUACACAAACUAAAUUCAAAAGACUUUCAUGUGUAUGGAGUUUGACUUCACAUGUGUUCUCAAUGUCCUCUGCGGACAGUUUUGCAUCUUUCAAAAGCAGUUGUGAAAAAUGUCCUUUGACAACCAGGCUCUGUUGAUACAAACCUUAGUUGUAAAUGUAAGGGAAUUGUCAGUAAGGGUUUUCUUAACCUAAAGGGAUAAUGUGUUGUAUUAAAGUUAUUUAUCGCAGUAAUAAGUAUAUAAUGAUAUGGGCAUGAUGGAAUUCAUUAAAAACAAAAUAAUGUUUUUUGCCUGACCACAGGGAACGUUAUAGUGAAAUUGUGCCCACUAGUGGUCAUUUUAUGAACUGACACCUCUAACCAUUCUAACAGCUAAUCACUAAUUCUAGCUAAUGGAAACACAAAGACUGAAAGUAGUUUGAAGUGUAGGUCUUCGGCUCUUAUAGUGUGUUCUUCAUUGUGCUGACAGAUGUCUUAAAGACAACAGAGACGUGUCUUCUGUUCAUUAAGCAGCACAGCUGGGGUCUGAAUCUCAGCAGACAUACAAUGCAGACUGAGUGACAUGUGUCAAUCAGAUGAGUACACGCUCAAUGUGUCUUCCCUUCCUCUUUCCAAUAGACAUCAGGUCAUUGGUCCUGUAAAUGAGUGCUUAUAAGGAGGAUUUGAACAGGAAAUGCUUGCUUUGUUUUUUGGCAAGUGUUUGGUUUUCUGUAAUGUUUUUUAUUCAUUUUGACAGGCAACAGCAAAUGUAUCCUUGAUUUCUGUAAUCCUAAAGUUAACACAGUUUUUCAUUUUUGUAGAUACCGUUCAUUAUUUCAACAUUAAUAAGACGAAUCUGAUCCUAUCAGAUUAUUUGCAUGUUAGUUGUACUAAAUUAUCUGACAAAAUUGUUUUAAUGAACUUUAAUUCUUUUUUAAAAGUGCUC